AUGACGAAAUCAGAAGAUGAACUCCAUAGCAACACCUCGGUUCUACCGCCAGAGAGAAAGGAGACUUCCACAGGACACCGAGCCAGAUAUGCCAAGGUGUACAAGUUCUUCGGAUUUAAUCAUGGAUACAACUUUCCUCUCUGGGUGAUCUUCGCAGGCGGGAUGUUGGGAUUUUCUCUUUCCCGCCUCAAAGACCUGGAUUACGACGGCCAUUUCAAGCGUGACUUCGCGUUGGUACCAGGCUAUUGGUACUAUUUCCGCGAUGGCCACUACCGCUACGGGAUGCUCAUCCACCUAGCUAGUGUGCUGCCUGCUGGUGUCCUCAUGGUCUUCCAGUUCACACCCGUGAUCCGACACAAGUUUCUCUCCUUUCACCGCAUCAAUGGCUAUGUCGUGCUGCUAUUAUGCCUCAUAAGCAAUUUUUCAGCGUUCGUCGUCAUCCGCCACAAGCAAGGCGGCCAUCGGGCGAACACACAGACGGUCGAGACACUCAUGGGUAUCAUGACCACUGUCGGGAUUGUCUUGGCGUGGUGGAACAUUCGUCGGAAGCAGAUUGACCAGCAUCGGGCUUGGAUGCUGCGGACAAUGUUUUACAUGGGAAUCACCAUCACAGCCCGUCUGAUCAAUCUUGCCGCCACCCCAAUCAUAACCAGAAUCGGAGGCUACUUUUCCAUCUGGAUGUGUGACGAGAUCAACUUUCUCUAUGGCAACUACGGCAUGGAGUUUCCGAGUUCCAACUAUCCGAACUGCCUUUUCCCCAAUGGAACUUUGGACCGUUGGAAGCACGUGGUCGUCAGGGCAGUGGAGAAUCCAGAGAGGUUGGAGGAGCUGGGUUCGAGCAUCACUAUCGGAUUCGGUACAAUGCUGUGGAUCUGUCUUCUACUUCAUGUGGUCGGCGUAGAGGUGUACCUGUGGAUGACACCCAGGGAGUCAGAGAGGCUCCGUCUCAUAAGCUACGAGAAGCAGCUGGAAGCCGGCUACCGCCAGCCUGGCAGUGCGGGUCUGGUUCUAGACCGGUGGGCAGAUGCGGAACCAGUACCACCGGAUGAUCAAGCCGGUGUGCCGGAGCAGUCUGACAGCACCGGAUGA
This is a messenger RNA of Colletotrichum karsti, 1089 nucleotides long. RefSeq lists its product as uncharacterized. The record is from RefSeq and is a predicted model, not a curated record. Lineage: Eukaryota; Fungi; Ascomycota; Sordariomycetes; Glomerellales; Glomerellaceae. The transcript has 4 exons. Bases 1 to 1089 code for a protein of 362 amino acids.